Molecule: messenger RNA, 1009 nt
Organism: Durotheca rogersii
Lineage: Eukaryota; Fungi; Ascomycota; Sordariomycetes; Xylariales; Xylariaceae
Exons: 1
Coding region: 1-630 (209 amino acids)
Source: RefSeq, a predicted model, not a curated record
AUGUUCUUCUCCUUGGCACUGACCGCGGGCAUCUGCAUCCUCGCCGUCGUCUUCGGAGUUCUGCUGGCUCUCGUCAUGUUCGGGACGUCGUUCUGCCUGGGCCCGGGGCCCGACCCCGAGGCCGCGGUCCGCUCCCCGCACGGCGCCGAGCGGACGCUCGUCGCGGACCCCCACAGCAACGACGGCGCCCCCGCCCACGCCGCGCCCCCGCCCCCGCCCAAGCCCGCGUCGCCUCCGCCCAAGCCCGCGCCGCCUCCACCUAGCUGCUCCCGCACCGCCGCCGACGACAGCUCCAAAACCGUCCCCCCCACCCCACCCCCACCCUACAGCAUCUCACCCACUUCCUGCGCCCGCACCUGCCCCAAAGCCCUAACCAGCCCUUCCUGUCCCGCCAGCCUCCGCCACAUCUCCGCGCUGCCGAAAGAGGCGGCGGCGGCGGCGGCGGCGGCGGAGGCCGCCACCUCGGAGCCGGAGCCGGAGCCGGAGCCGGCGCAGACGCGGGGUCCCCCGACCGACAGCUGCCGUCAACCACCAAACCACCAAUCCCCCGAACGUGGGGAGCAGGAGGAGACAAGACGGGUGGGAGGAGAGGAAGGAACGCCGACGGAGGAGGAGGCGUCCGAAAGCUAAGUCUAGUCCGCCUAAAACAGCCAGCCUGUUUCCUUUUUCCUUGGCGAGCCCACGGAGCGGCGAGGCGGGCCAGGGAUAAGGGCAGAGAUGGGAGGAGUACGGGGGGAGAGGAAAAGGGAUAGAAAGGAAGGAGGGAAAUAGACAUGUGUUAGCGCGAAACCUGUCGUUGUCGGCCGUGUCACAUAGGUACCAUUUCUGGUUUCGAAUCGACGCAAUUAUGCAUUUGUCCAUCGGUAUACGCUUGCGCUACGCGGGCAUCUGUGACCUUUGUUCUAGCUACUCAGCCCUAGCCAGAACCGUAGCCCCCGGAUCAGCACACCAGAAUAACCCCCCGUGGAUCUAUCCAUCUGCGCUUUCCCUACCUUGACGCGUAGGCGGA